Molecule: messenger RNA, 1101 nt
Organism: Aureobasidium vineae
Lineage: Eukaryota; Fungi; Ascomycota; Dothideomycetes; Dothideales; Saccotheciaceae
Source: the annotation of a GenBank genome assembly
AUGUCACAACAUAGAGUGGUCGUCCUGGGAGCCGGAGUCUCUGGCUUGACCGCCGCCUUUAUACUCUCCAAGAACAAGAACUACAGCAUUACCGUUGCGGCGAAGCAUAUGCCAGGAGACUACGACAUUGAGUAUGCAUCACCCUGGGCUGGUGCAAACUAUUUACCCGUCGGCAAGGAAGGUACCCCAUCGCAAGAAUACGAAAGGAAUACAUGGCCAGAGUUGGCAAAACUCGCUAAGGAGCACCCCGAAGCGGGCAUUCACUUUCAAGAUACUCUUGUCUACCGCAGGAAAAAGGACAAGGGUCCUGUCAGUGAGUGGUUUGCAGAACUCAUUCGCGAAGAUGCAUGGUUCAGCAAGGUUGUACCCAACUUCAAAGUCCUUAGCAAGGAAGAAUUGCCUAAGGGUAUGGAUGGCGGUACUUCGUUCACCUCUGUCUGCAUCAACACAGCGAUCUAUCUCCCUUGGCUGGUCUCACAGUGUCUCAAGAAUGGUGUCAUCUUCAAACGAGGUGUCGUGAAGCAUAUUGCAGAUGCCACGUUGCUCCACCAUUCUGGAAAGAAGGCCGACUUGGUGGUCAAUUGUACUGGACUCUUCUCUCUUUUCAUGGAAGGAGUUCAAGACAAGAACAUGUACCCGGCUCGUGGACAGAUUGUUCUCGUUCGCAACGAUCCAGGAUACAUGGCUACCACUUCAGGAACCGAUGAUGGCGAAGAUGAAGCAGUGUAUAUCAUGCAUCGUGCGGCUGGCGGUGGUUGUAUUCUGGGAGGCUGUUUGCAAGCAGACAGAUGGGACUCGGCAGUGGACCCUAACCUUGCCAUCCGCAUCAUGAAACGCGCAAUUGCUCUGACACCUGAGCUCGUGCCUGAGGGAAAAGGUAUCGAAGCCUUGGACGUCAUCAGGCACGGUGUGGGUUUGAGACCGAUGCGCAAGGGCGGCAUCAGGACCGAGAAGGAGACGAUCAAAGGUCCAGAUGGAAACGGUGUCAGAGUUGUGCACAGCAUCGGUCAUGGUGGAUAUGGAUACCAAACUUCAUGGGGUUGCGCUGCCGCUGUUGUCCGACUUGUCGACGAGUCUUUGACAGAGAAGGCACGCUUAUAG